AUGGUUCGAACAUACACAUGGAAUCCUUCAACUCAGUCCAGUUUACAAAUCAUUGGUAAUUUUAAUAAUGGAGACGAAAAAAAGACAGUAACCAGUUUGCUUCCAACUUCAUCGACAAAUUUAUAUUCUACUCAGUGCUUUUCAAAUACUUCCAUUUAUAAGCCAAAUUGUAAAAAUGGCCAGAUAACAAAUAUAUCUACCACUGUUCCCAAAGAUGGUACACAAAAUGAUACAACAGGUAGUUCUUCGGAAGUUUUUUCUGCUGGCAAUAAUUAUAUUCAAUGCCCACUGCACAUGCUACACUCUCAAACAGCUUCAUUAUGGCAACCUCGUCAUCAAUCUUUUCCAAUCUAUUAUCCUAUUUUGCCUGAUUUUCCGGCCAACCCUUACCACUGGAGAUCUCAUCUCUUUCCAUCUCAAAUAACGGCACCAAUUGUGCUUGAGCAAACAACAAACUUUAGGCCUGCAAAUCCAUGGUAUCUCAGGCCUAUCCAAAUUGGCAGUAAAGUUUAUUAUGAACCGGUGAACAGCAGUUCUGCACCUUGUAACAGCCCAACAUCAAUUGUACCCCAUACGGUCGCAUCCGCCAAUUUGGUAUCCAUACCAAACAAUGCUCGGUUUCAAAAUGCCAGCUUAUCUUACUUACCAGGUACUACUACUAUCCCAAUGUCUGUUGACAAAAUCAAUAAACAGAAUAAAUUCUUGCAUUCGGAAGCAGCUGGUAUUAAUCAUUCGACGACUUCUAGUAAUAAUGGUUCAUUAAAUCUACCGUGGACUUUUGGUACUCCUCAACUAAACAGUGGAAUUUGCGGAAUCCCUUCUUGUCAGACACCUCUCUUGGUAACAAAAGAAAGCCUUAUCUUUGAUAGGGAGGCAAACGAAAGCUCAACUGUUUCUGCUUUUCGAAAUACACAGUGCCAAGCUUCUCCUAGUCAUCAAUUACAUGGCAGUUUGUAUCAGCAUUCUUUAUCACAUACGAUAACACCCUCACAACAACAUCAGUGCUAUCGGAAAAUGACUGCUAUUGAUUCAACGGAACAAUAUAAACGUGACUUGCAAUUACAAAUUGAGCAAAAUCGGCAUCGUAAAGAGGAAGAACGGCAACGUGAACUUGAAAUAGAAAGAAAAGAGAUGAUAAAGUUUGAGGAGUAUCGACGAAAAGUACAGCAAGAGAUUGAAGAAGAAGAACGUAAGGAAAAAGAAAAAAUAUUAGCAGUACAGCGUAGAGCAGCUCGAAUGCGAGCCUUGCAGGAAGAGGCGGCAUUAAAGGUCCGUCGUGAAGCAAAGAAUCGUACUGGCCGUAAUGUUUGCCGCAGUGUCGAAGGCACAAAGACGGAAGAACGAACAUCUUCAACAGCAGAACCAAAUCACUUGGAAUGGUGGGAGAAAAAAAAAGAACAUGUGAAUAAUAAUGCAAAAAGACCAACUUAUUCACCGGUCAUUCCAACUCUUCGGAAGAAGGAUGGAAUUUCUGCUGAUCUUUCACGGAAUACAGCCUUUGAAAUAUCAGCGAAUAACAACAAAAGUGCAUCCAGCUGUGUCCCAUACGAUCGAUUUAACAAAUCGCAUUCAUCGUCAAGAUUAAGUCGACGCUCUUAUCAUUCAUCCCUGACUUCAGGACGGAACAGUAGCUUGGAUUUAGCACGACUUCAUCGGAAAAGCUCUCACACUCACCAACAAAAUGAGUCAUUAUUGAGUAAAAGUUUACGCAAAGAUAAUGAAAGCGAAGUCAAAUGUGAGGCACGAAGUUCACGUAUUUUAUGA
Molecule: messenger RNA, 1764 nt
Organism: Cercopithifilaria johnstoni
Lineage: Eukaryota; Metazoa; Nematoda; Chromadorea; Rhabditida; Onchocercidae
Source: the annotation of a GenBank genome assembly